Messenger RNA from Amoebophrya sp. A120, 3325 nucleotides. The record is from the annotation of a GenBank genome assembly. Lineage: Eukaryota; Dinophyceae; Syndiniales; Amoebophryaceae.
AGACGAGGCCCUCUAGACAGAGGAAGAGCGGCGUAAUCUUGUUGUGCCCGGUAGUAGAGGUGCACGCCGGCAGCUGUCGCGGAAUCCUUCCGCAGAGUUCCCAGCAGGGUAAAAACAGCCAUGUCGUAGCGGCGCAGGGGACAGCACCCGCUGAAAGUAGUUUUUCGGGAAGACGGAAGAAUCACAGAGCACACAGCACACAGCAGAUCAUACAUACUAGGUGGCCAGAAAGCCGUUUUUGCCUACCGGAGUCUGCAAGUCCGUGACGCCGGGCGUUCUGCAAAAUGGCGUCUGCGUCCUCCUCCUCCGCGCACGUGACGGUGGAGAACCCGUUCCGGCUACCGCCUGACGAAGAGAUAUUUCUGCUCCGUGAAGAGGAGAAGCGCAGGAAAGCCGAGGAGCGCGAACUGAAGAAAAAUCAGAAGGUGUGGGAGAAGAAAACUGCGUCAUGCCGGCUUAUCCCGUCGAAGCGACUCCGCGAAGAAGGCGGCAAAAAAGAGGAGGCCGGAAAGCACGAGGUAAUAGACAAGAAGGCGGUCCCGAGAGAAAGGGAAAAUACCACGGACUUCGUUGCAAAGAAAAGAGAAAUGUUCCUGGUAAGAAAGUAUAGGACUUCUUUUUUUAUUUCUGAAUGUGGGAGGCUUUGAUCGCUCACCUUAAGAAGCGCACGCGUCAUUCUUUUUUUCUGAAGAUGAUUUGCAAAGCGCUGGAGCAUCAGCAUUUGCUGGGCGGUCUCCACCGUGCCUGCGGUGCGCAUGAUUUCGUGACAGCAUAAUCGUUCUUCGAAAAAAAAGAGGUUUAUUUUCUGGCUCCGACGAAAAUAAAAACACUAUUGUUUUCAAGGUACAAAUGUCACUCGACGUGAAGAAGGCGGAGAUCCUGAAGCUCGACGAGAAGGCGCGCGCAAAGGAAACGGCCUUGAAAAAAUCCCAACAGAUGUUGGAUGAAGACGUACUCUUUACACCUUUUUUUCAGUCCACCUCCACUCUUGAUCAGGUUCUGAUGGCUGCAUGAACGUAGCAUCACUCUUGAUCAUCUUCACCUUUCGGUAUUCGCCAUCGAUUUUGAUUCAGGUUACGAGGUUCGAUACGUUUCUGCAAGCGAACGACGCCAAAGCGCACAAAGCCAUGCGACACGCGGAGGAGAUGACGAAAGUGAAGCAGGAGCGGCUUCAGAAGAUCAAGCACCUACGGGGAAAAAUUGCGCAGAUUCAGUCUGAGAUUUCCAAGUACAAGGAGCAAAAGGAAGAGUGCGUCAAAUUUCGCAAGUUCCUAGACCACUUGACGCCAGUGGAGUGGAAGCAGAAGCAGGCGGAGCUUAGAAGAUUGUAUAUAACGGUUUUUGAUAUAUAGAUAUUUUGACAUUACUGGGGGAGAUCAAACUUAUUAGUGCUGCUUUGAAAUAAGUCUUCUUUCGAGACUGAGGGAGACAGGCUCUUUCGAAAAAUUCAAGACAAAGGUUAAUGAACAAAAUUUGCAGGGAAGCCGAGCGCAAGAAGAACAUCUGGAUGAACAAGCGCAACGACGACAUAGAAGCGAGAAUAAAGGCUGAGCUAGCGGUACUAUUUUUCUUUGCUGGGCCAAAAUGUAGAUGAAGAAAUACAAAAGCUGCAAGCUUUGCAUUGAAUUGAUGUUCUUGAUGAGAGCUUGACGAGCUUCUGAAAUUGAAAUUUUCAUUGCGAGUCCCACAACUCACACACCAGAUAUACGAAGAUAGCAUUCCCGACCCGUUCGUGGAGGCUAUGAAGAAGGGGAAGAAACUGUCGAAAAAAGAGGAGUCGAUGCUCCAGGCGAAAGCAGAGGAUCGGCGGAACGAUAUUGAGAACAAACGAAAAAAACUGAAGAAAAAAUACCACCCAGGCCAGGAGGUCCUGGAGAGGGAAUACACAGAAGACGUUCUUCCAAGGCAGCCCCCCCAGGACGAAGAUGACGUAUUGUUAUUGCACAUUUUUCUUCUCCAGCGACAUUGUUGUUGCAAGGAAUUAUGCAGCUCCGCACGGUGGGAAAAACGAGUACAAAAGAAUUCAGUGCCUGCAUCUAGCAUUCCUAUAUCUGACAAAACAGGAGCUGUAUUUUAAGGAGCCGAAGCAUCUUCUGGACAUCUUCACGAAUUUGGAGGAAGCGAAUCUGUUUCUCAUCCAGAAUGCCCAAGAGACAGAAGAGGUACAUGUUUUGUGGUUUCUGUUGUUGCCGGAGGAGUUUGCAGCUAAUGUUACCUGCAUGAAGUAGAUGAAAUGAUAGCGUCGAUAAUGAAACCACCUGUGGUCGUCGUGAUGGUGUUGAAAUGUCGCACGAUUUUAUCGCAGGCUAUGGAAGAGAUCGAGGAAAAGUUUGAGGAGGCAAGGCGGGUGAUGGAGGCGAAAACCCACGCAUUAAAGGAGGGCAUCGAGAACACGGAAAAGCAAAUACUGGAGAAGAAGCAGAAAUGUGCACAGGCUUUGCAGGAGAUCGAGAACGCACGCAAGGGGCGGGCAGGAAAGGAGGAGAAAGAAGAACAGCCCAAAGAGGAGGGAGCAGAGGAGGUCAGCCAAGCACAGUUGCUUGCGGACCUCAGUGCGGAGGUAAGUACUCACUUGAGCGUUUUUUGAAGGAGUUGGUGAUUUCUGGUACGUAGUAUCAGAAAUCUGGUAGUAUCAGUUUUCAUUGCACUAAUAAGGCCGCGUGGAGCACGCUGCUUCGAUUUAUUACCGAAGAAACAAUGAAUAAACUCCAGGUCCUGGGCGUAUUUCAAGUGUGCGGGUUCGAUACCGAGGCACGAGACCCCCUGCAGAUGCUCAGCCAGAUCGAGAACAAGCUCGAGGAAUUAUUUGGAACGCUGGAUAACGAAGAAGUGCAAGGGGACAAGGAUCUCGUGCCCAGAUUAGAAAAAGAAAAGGUACGAGUUGUACUUACAUGAAUCUUGUGAGCCGGAUUUAUGUCGAAGAUGAACAUAUUAUGCGAUUCGUCUUCAAUCUCGGUUCAGCUGUAAGCACAUACUAGGGCGAUCACUUUUUUGAACAUCAACGCUAUUCGGAAUCGGAGCUGCAUUGAUCUCGCAAAUUUUUCAGGAGCGCGACCGUCGCGACCGGGUGCGACAGGCCCGCAUAGAGGCGCACGCACGGGAGCGGGAAAAGCGUCUGAAGGAGAGUUUGCUGCGGUCGCAGGCACCGGUGCACAAGAAGGUUGGAAAGCAAAUAAUGUUCCGGUCGCAGCCACUGAUGGUUCAGCGCAAGGUGGAGAAGAUCGAUUACGACGAGCUGGAGCGGGAAAAGGACGCAAAGGUCUUCGGCAUUUACCUCGACCGGAACGGCGUGCCCUACGACAAGAAACCCCGGCAGCCGGUGUGA